AUGGCUACCUCGCCGACGCCGAUGAUCAAGGUCUCCGUGCUUCACGAUCGGGACCAAUCCCGCGAUGAGGAGACCUGUCAGAGCUUCAAGAAACGGUUACAGGAGGACCACCUGGAGCACCUCAAGAGCGGAUCCCCCGCGGGCUGGGACAUAGCGCCGUAUGAUGCGGCAGUCAUCUACUGGACGACUGAUUUACAUAACGUCCGCAACAUGAUCACUGAUCCGGAGUGGGAGGGCAGCGUGAGGAAGUUUGUCGUAGAUUGGAUUGACACGACAAAGGUGGAUGUGAUGGCUGGUACACAGACGACCUUCAUCGAGGAUGGCAAGGUCGUCUAG
This is a messenger RNA of Diaporthe citri, 336 nucleotides long. RefSeq lists its product as uncharacterized. The transcript has 2 exons. Lineage: Eukaryota; Fungi; Ascomycota; Sordariomycetes; Diaporthales; Diaporthaceae. The record is from RefSeq and is a predicted model, not a curated record. Bases 1 to 336 code for a protein of 111 amino acids.